Hydra vulgaris (swiftwater hydra) is the source of this 2933-nucleotide messenger RNA. Its product is annotated as protein bicaudal C homolog 1. The record is from RefSeq and is a predicted model, not a curated record. NCBI's taxonomy places the organism in Eukaryota, Metazoa, Cnidaria, Hydrozoa, Anthoathecata, Hydridae. Gene Ontology annotation, cellular component: cytoplasm. Gene Ontology annotation, molecular function: protein binding; RNA binding.
AUGUUUUAUUUGAGAUAUCAUGUAAAAAACCUCCGAAUAAACUAAGUAAAAUUAGUUAUGAAGUAAAAGCGUAAAAAAAAUAAAAUGUGUUAGGACCAUGAAACAUGUCGAUUGACCAAGGCUUGGGUAUCGCAGCAGCUGAUGAAAUAAAUUUUUCUGAAGAGCUCGAGUUUAAUAAUAAAGAUAACUCAAUUUGCGAUAACGAAGUUUUGGAUAUCGCAGCUACUAACCAAGUAUUACAAAAUCCUGAGAAAAAACAAGAAUGUAAUAAUUAUAACACAGUAGGCGAAGUCACAAAUGGAAGUGACAGCAUCAACGAUAUUAAGUUCGAUAACGACAUAUCUAACAAACAUAUCAAGGAAAAGCAACUUACAACAGAUUUUUUAGCUAAUUCGAAAUCUAAUGAAUUAAAUGAAGAACGAUUUCGAGUUGAUAGGAAAAAACUUGAAAGUCUAUUACAAGAUGAAAAGACAGAAACAUUCACUAUUGAUAAUGAAACUGGUUUUUUUAGCCGGAUAGAGCAGGCUACAAAUACUAAGAUUACAUGGCCUACUAAAUUAAAAACAGGAACCAGAUCCAAAAAAGAUCCUUAUAUCAAAGUAGCUGGUCUACCAGAGGACAGAUUGGCUGCCAAACAAAUGGUUCUUUCUAUUAUGGAUACUAAGUCAACCAGAGUAGCUUUAAAAAUGGACGUUUCAUUUGUUGACCAUUCGCAUAUUAUUGGCAAAGGCGGGAGCAGCAUUAAAAAAGUGAUGAGAGAUACUCAAUGUCACAUUCAUUUUCCAGACUCUAACAGAACCAGCUCUGAGAAAAGUAAUCAGGUUUCUAUUGCUGGUCCACCAUUUUGUGUUGAAUCAGCAAGGCAACAAAUUCGAGAACUCCUUCCUAUUGUCCUGAAGUUUGAGAUUCCUUCAUCAGCCACAGUUGUUAUCCCAGAUAGUUCAUCACCUGCUAUUCUGAAUAUUGCCCAAAGCCACAAUGUGACGAUCUCAUUUCAACAACAACAGUGUUCAUAUGGUUAUGUAGCUAGUGUUAGAGGAUUGCAUUCGGAUCCAUUUUCAGUUCGAGAUGCAGUUUUGAAAGUUCUAGAACAUUUGACUGGAAUGGUGCCUAUAACUGUUCCUGUAACAACUCAGUUAGAAGUUGACCCUAAGCAUCAUAUGUAUGUAAUUGGACGCAAUGGUUGUAACAUUAAGAAAAUUACUCAUUCUACCGGAGCAAGUGUUCAUUUCUCUGAUCCUUUUGAUCCAGCAUCACGUAAAAGCACUGUAACAAUCACAGGAUCUAUUGAGGCAGCUGUUACAGCUAAAGUGUUUUUGUUGGAAUAUUUACCAUUGAUAUUAAUGUUUGAUGUUCGAGAUGGAGAAGCAGAUUCUAGAUUAGAAGAAGGACCUUUGAAUCAAAUGAUGGAUAGUCUUGGUGUAAAUAUCACAAUUAAACCGAAGCCAAGACAGUCUUGCAAAUCUGUUAUUAUCAAAGGUUAUGAAAAAAAUGCAUCUAGUAUAUAUAGAGCACGCUUACAUUUAAUGGGAGAAGAUCCUUCUAAUAUGCCUUUUUUAUCUUCGUCUCUUGCAACACUGGUCAUCCCCCCACCUAUGGGAGUUCCAUUUCAUCUUUUAAGUAAUGGAUUAGCUUCUCAACCCCUUUUCCGACCUAAGUUUUUAAUGAAUAAAAUUCCAAGUCCACUUACUCCACCUAUACAAUCCUCCAGUCCUCUUACUGGUCAAGGUCCUGUAUUAUCUCCAGUUAAUGUCUCCAAAUCAGUGCUGGAAUCAAAUUUGCAAAGUCAACGAAGCAUUGGAAGUGAAAUCAAAAUUAAGCGAUUGAGUUUUGAUGGUUUGAUUGCAGAAGAUGAAAGCAAUGAUAUUGAUGGAUUAAAAGGCAAUUUCUCUGGAGAUAACUUGUUUAAUUCCAGAAGUUCAGAAUUAAUUAUGGAUUCUUUGAACACCAAGAACACAAGUAACAAGAACAAUAAUUCUGAAAUAUUGAUAUCAAGUGGAACAUGGGAUUCUAAGACAUCAUCUACAUUGAAACCAGAGUGUACUAAUUCUUCGGGAGGUUCAAUUGACUCUGGAUUAAGUCAUUCUCAAGAAGAAUCUACCGAAACAUUGGCUAAUCAAAUUGCAAUGAAUCUGAAGAAUAAUCAAAAAAACAUUUCUGAUGACUAUGAGAUACGUGAUGACUAUGAGAUACGUAAGCAAAGAGCAAAAAGCGCCAUGCAAAGCCAGGUAUCUUAUGCUAAGGCUCGGACGCCAACUGAUGCUUGGAGUGGAUUUGGAUUUUCAAACUCCAUGCCAGAAAUUAUCAUUAAAGAUUUGUGGAAUGCUCGAGAAAAACAGAGUAAUCAACGCCUACAUGAGAUAAAACAAUCUCCUGAUGGAUCAUUUAGUUCUUCUUGCGGCUCUUCAAAUGAGCUAACCCCCUCUGUAGUUUCUCAAGGUCUACAUUCUUCAGAGACAUGUCUUUCUAACUUUAAAAGUAACAGUCAUAGAAGUGUUUGUAGACCACCUCCAGGAUUGGAAGAUAGUCAUCCAUCUCUAGAAAACUUGAUAUUGUUUAAUGACAGUCAUGACUACAGUUCUAUGAUGCCAAAUAUAUCUGGAAAAUCUGCAUUUAGUUGUUCAAAUGUUAAAUCUAUUGGAGAAUUGUUUUCAAAGCUUGGCCUAGAGCAGUAUACAGAAGCAUUUCAAAAAGAAGAAGUUGAUCUUUCUACCUUUAUGUCUCUAACUGAUGACGAUUUAAAGGAACUUGGUGUAAGUACUUUUGGUGCGCGAAAAAAGAUGUCAAAUGCAAUGAAAGAACUGAAUAAACGAAAUUCUUCAAUACAAGAUCAUCUGCCUACAAAUUCAUCUACUGGUGGUCUUUACCGCCAUCUUGACGUGGCUGCCCACAGCCUAAGAUGGUAAUUGCAAUCUCGAUUAAACGAAAUAAAA